Trichoderma virens Gv29-8 is the source of this 1131-nucleotide messenger RNA. RefSeq lists its product as uncharacterized. Lineage: Eukaryota; Fungi; Ascomycota; Sordariomycetes; Hypocreales; Hypocreaceae. The transcript has a single exon. The record is from RefSeq and is a predicted model, not a curated record. The annotation marks the transcript as partial.
ACACUCCUCAUCACGCCAACCCCGGUGCUUUUUGACCUGACCUGCCAUCUCGACGUCAGUCUUCCAUCACCCUCGUCCUAUUUGUAUAAACGAAAACCCCCUUGCCAUCGACUAUUGUGGUUCCCGUUGGUCCGGGUUCAACACAUCCCACAAAAAAAGAAACUACAUCUACCGGUGGAACAUUACGCUUGGGCAAAAGAGGCAAUCUCUUUCCCUGCCCUAGAAUCAACAGAAGACUGCUUCGUCGCACCUUUAAUAUCCGUCCUCGAACCCCCCCCUGGCAAAACCCAGAAGGCAAGGUUCCAACGUUCUGCACACAAAACACUUUCCCAUCGCUUCUAUUAUUACCAAGCGAGAGCUCCAUCGAGCUGCUAUUCCUAUCAUCGCCAACGAUUGACCCUUGCGAUCUCGAUCCUAUCUCUACUUUCAACCAUUGUUCUUUUCUUCAUCACCUGCUGCGCGGAGUGGAAACCGAUUUAUUUUUUCUUUUGUGUGUCCGAUGGUUUCGUCACAGUUGGGAACAAGAGCAAUACCUCGAUCAUAUCGCUGCAGCCGCUGAGAGAGAGAGAACAACGUCGGAAGCAAAGCAACAACUCGCCAAACCUCAAACCUACAACAUACCUUUAGUACACACAGUACUUUCACACAUUCACGAUGGACAUGGACUUUGAGAGCUAUCACCACAACUACGCUUUUACUCUGCAAAAGUAUCUGCGUCUGCAGCAGCAGCACGAGCAGCUCUGCAGCAACCUCGAGCAAAUCCGCCCGCAAACCGCCUCGACCGGCACCCUUUCCACCAUCUCGUCGCCCAGCACAUCGCCCGUCCGCUCCUCCAUCUUGACCUCAUCACGGCGUCACUCGCGAUCCAGCGGCCCGCGCCGUGGUUCGAGACAGCCACGCCAGAACGGCUGGGAGGAACAGCUCGAUACCAUCCUCGACGAAGAGACCAUCUACCAGAUUUCCGCCGAGGAACAACGACUGUUUGACGUCAACGAGAGCAUCAAGCGGGCCUUGACGGAGCUGCUUAACUGCGAAGCCGUCCGCAAUGACAUGACGACGCGCAUGUGGGCUCAGGCCCGACUGAUGGAGACGGAGAAGGAACUUCGGUCGGGGCGGCGGAGGCGAAGCUCC